UAAAGAUGGCAGCCUCCACAGCAAGCGGCUCCGAUUUUGAGAAGCAAAGACAAACGUGUCUAAAAUUCAUUGAGAAACAUCACAACAGCACAGACUUGAAUGGUUUACGAGAUGAGUACCAAACUUUGCCGGGCAGUGAAUCAGAAAGAAAGCUAGCCCUUGACCAAGCCUUCAGAGAUGCAGUUCACAAACAAGUGCAGUCAGGAGGUGAUAUCAACAUACUUACAUCACUCAUAAAUUUAGCUGUAGAGGCAGUCAGACAAGAAUUAGGUUCCCACUCCACACCAUUCCUUUUGUUGCAAGACACGUUUGAUGGCUUGGAGCUAGAGAAAUGCAGCUCACUCUUCAAGUUUGUGGAAGAUGGUGUAGCCACAUGGAAGUCGGACAUCUUUUAUUCAGCUGGAAAAAACUACCUGCUGCGAAUGUGCAAUGAUCUGCUGAGGAGGUUGUCUAAGUCCCUUGAUACAGUGUUCUGUGGUAGAAUACAGCUGUUCCUGGCCAGGCUAUUCCCACUGGAAGAGAAAUCAGGGGUCAAUCUAACAUCCCAGUUCAAUUUAGAUAAUGUCACAACAUUUAGCUCUAGUGCAGAAGAUUUUGUCAGGAAAUCUUCGGAAACAGAUGGAGAAAAAGAUGAUAGCAUGGAGAUUGAAGAAGGAGAAAUGGAAGAUACUUUAUCAAGCUCCAUUCCCAUAGACUACAAUUUGUACAGGCGGUUCUGGUCUCUUCAGGACAACUUCAGAAAUCCACAGCAGUGCUAUGAGAAGAUAGCUUGGAAACAGUUUGUAGUGAAUGCAGAUGAAGUACUUAAAGUUUUCACAAGUAAUAAACUCGAUGACAUAAAAUCCAGUAGGAAGAAUUUAGAACAACCCAAGCAGUCAGACACACACGAGUACUUUGCCAAGUAUCUGACCAAUGAAAAGCUGCUAGACCUCCAGAUGAGUGACGGUAACUUCAGAAGAUAUGUCCUUGUACAGUUUCUCAUCCUAUUCCAGUAUCUGAAUUCAACAGUCAAAUUCAAAAGUGCCAACCAAGUGCUAUCAGAAGAGCAGUCCAACUGGGUGAGGGAGUCCACAGAUAAAGUGCUUCAACUUCUCAGGGAGACGCCUCCAGAUGGAGAACAGUUUGCUAAAUAUUUUGAGCACCUGUUGGCCAGAGAAGAGAACUGGAAUGCCUGGAAGAAUGAGGGAUGCCCCAGCUAUGUCAGGGAGGCCACAGAAAACACUGCAAAACAGAAAAGUUUGAGAGUGCGGAAGAGGAGUUUAGGUGAGGACAUCAAGGCCACAGGAGGGAAGGUAGUGAAGAUGGGCAAUGAUGAGCUGACCAGACUGUGGAACAUUUACCCCUCCAAUAUGGAAGCUUGCAAAUCUGAUAAAAGGAUUUUCCUGCCAUCUUUGGAAGACUUUUUUGAGGAAGCAAUACUCCAGGCUGAUCCAGAACAACAGAUAGAAGAGCAGUACAAACUCGUGAGCCAAAGCAACUUCUGUUGGCGUUCUCUGCGCCUGCUGGCUAGAAGAAGUCCUCACUUCUUUGCUCAAACUAACCAGCAGCCAGGAGCUCUCAAAAUCUCAAAGUUUGUGGAGUCCAUGGUGAUGAGGAUUGCCAAGGAAAUGCCUAGUACUCUGCAAGAAGAGCCUAAGACUGAACUGGAAGAGGAAGAGGACAUCAGAGAGGAACACCAAGAAGAAGAACUGGACAAGGCUGAAGAGACUGGUAAAGAGGAGGCUGUGGAGGUGGUCACGGCAGAUCAGGUGGCCACUGUGGCUGAGGAGCUGAGUCAGGAGUGGAAGAGACUGGCCGUGGAGCUCAACUUCCCUGAAGAUGACAUUGCUUACAUAGAGAGCGACAAUGAAGACACAGUUUCUCAGGCCUUGAAAAUGCUUACGUUGUGGAUGGAAAAUGAAGCUGAACGUGCCACCCCAGGGACUUUGAAGAUCGCUCUCAAGGAAGUGGGUCUCAUAGACAUUGCAAACAAAGUGUUUCCCUCCUAGAGCAAGCCAAAGACCAUUUUAUAUUGGAGGGCAUUGUGUCAGUACACCUGUCUUGUGAAGAUAGGUCUUAGGAGACAUCUGAACCAAGUGGCAUUUUAUAAAUUUGCUGACUUUGAAGGCUCAAGUUGUAAAAUAAUACUAAUUUUUUACAUAUCCAGUUUUAAAUCUUUUUCAAGAAAAAGAAGUGUCAUUCAUUGCAAGAGCAAUAUGUGUAAAUAACA
Messenger RNA from Lingula anatina, 2209 nucleotides. Its product is annotated as THO complex subunit 1. Gene Ontology annotation, biological process: signal transduction; mRNA export from nucleus. Gene Ontology annotation, molecular function: protein binding. Gene Ontology annotation, cellular component: THO complex part of transcription export complex. The record is from RefSeq and is a predicted model, not a curated record. Lineage: Eukaryota; Metazoa; Brachiopoda; Lingulata; Lingulida; Lingulidae.